CGCAUCAGAUGAAUAUGAAUGAUAUGCGGAAUUAAAUGGAGGCAUAUAAAAGGACUUUGCAAAUCGAGCUAUUGAUGCACAGCGAUUUCAACGAUCAGAUAGAACACAAUUUUCGUGCGUAGAAAAGGUGUUAAUCGAUAAAGUCAACCAUGAUUAAGUUUGCAUUCUUCCUCUUGUGCCUUGUUGCAAUUUGCUCAAGUGCCGUCAUCACAUCGCCUGACGUCAAACAGCCCGAAGCCGAGCAGCUCGACCAAGUUGAAGAAUUGGAGGGUGAUGACUUAAGUACAGCCGAAACAGCCAAUGCACAAUUAAUUAUUGGAUUUGGAUCACCAUUUGGCGGUUAUGGAUACGGUAGCGGUUAUGGAUACGGAGGCUAUGGACGAGGUUAUCAUCACCAUCGGCAUCAUCAUCAUCAUCACGGUGGAUAUGGCGGAUACGGUGGAUACGGUGGAUAUGGCGGAUACGGUUACGGUGGCUAUGGCCGUGGGUAUGGAUACUACGGUUAGUGAUGAUUGAUAUUAAAGGAUCAUUAGACCGCAUUUCCGAUGAAAUUUUAGUCUCGAUUUUGUAUAUUUUUAUUUGACCAAAAUUAAAUAAAAGCCAUAGAAUGUUCAAAAAGAAUAUAU
This is a messenger RNA of Sitodiplosis mosellana (orange wheat blossom midge), 626 nucleotides long. RefSeq names its product keratin-associated protein 19-2-like. The record is from RefSeq and is a predicted model, not a curated record. NCBI's taxonomy places the organism in Eukaryota, Metazoa, Arthropoda, Insecta, Diptera, Cecidomyiidae. The transcript is spliced from 4 exons. Bases 150 to 506 code for a protein of 118 amino acids.